Messenger RNA from Perca fluviatilis (European perch), 3665 nucleotides. Its product is annotated as myozenin-2-like. The coding region runs from base 1832 to 2635 and encodes 267 amino acids. Gene Ontology annotation, cellular component: Z disc; actin cytoskeleton. The transcript is spliced from 6 exons. Gene Ontology annotation, molecular function: telethonin binding; actin binding; FATZ binding. The record is from RefSeq and is a predicted model, not a curated record. Lineage: Eukaryota; Metazoa; Chordata; Actinopteri; Perciformes; Percidae.
AUGUGUUGUCUUGAAUAGUCACUCGCUCUGUAUCCAGCGGAGGGGGGUUGGGAGGGUUUGGUGGGGACUUGUUGCCAUGGUGACCACCCGUUACAUAAUAACAGUGGGUACCUACUGUACAGUAGCUGAAGCAUUAGAGAAUGAGAGAUAAGGACACGGAUGGAGAUGCUAAACAGAAAUUAUUUCCCUACCAAUUUAGAUUUUAUAAACACUGUGUGGGAUUCAAAUGCUAUUAAAAGGGUGGAGACACAGUAUGAACAAUCAUAAAGCACAACACACAUAGCUUUAAAAUAUUUCAUUUUGUGUAUGGGGUUCCUGGUAUAAUUUUCUUCAUGCCAGGCAUUGCAGUAUGCCAAUGAACUUGCUGCUUUUAACAUCCAAUCUUUUGUAUCCUGCAAACUCAACCUGCCUUCCUUUAUUUGUCUCUUUUAUUAAAUUAAGAAUUAAAUUGAAUUCAGCAAGGUCAAUUAAAACAUAGUGACUGGAUUAUAAAGUGAGUGCACCAUAUUAGGCUUGGGUCCCUCCUAUAUCACAUGAUGGCAUUUAAAACAAAUAGUAUCUGAUUGGCCUCUAGGCCCUGAGGGGGCUAUGUUCCUGAAUAUAUUUAUUGUUAGCUGUGCACUGCAAUUCUGGAGCGCUGAUGAAGACAACUGCAGUGGCAACAAUUUUAUUUUUGAUGUUUAAGCUUUGUCAGUUUCCAAGAGUGAUUUCAACCCUUAGGUGCUUUUCAAUUCAUGUAUAGUUGUAAGUUGCAAGAUUGCAACAGAUUAUUGCUCUUUUUAUAGGCGAGUUAGUCAAAUGUUGCAACUUACCUUUACUUCGCACAUUCUCAGGCAGUCAUGGUGACUAUAGAAGAGGUGGCAGGCCAAGCAGGAGUCAUAUAGACCGGUGGUUCCCAACCUUUUGUCAGACGCUGUCAGGUGAACUCAAGUACCCCUUCAUCGACACUACCCAUCACUUUCUAAAGUGUGUCUAUUUGAAUUAAUUGAAAACUAGAUGUCAUAUUAGAAUAUAUGUAUAUUUUGUUUGUUUUUUUACAAAUGAACUAAUGUUUAGGUCAGUUUGGUUAAGUUUACGUUCAUGCUAUCGUACUACCACUUGGAUUUGCAGAAGCUGGACGUACAAACUAGUUCUAUCACUUUCACAAUUGUAUUAACAUUUAUCAUUAAAAUAACAUUUAUCCUUAACUUGUAGCCAACUAUUUUAUCAUUUUCUACAUAACCUUUAGCUACAGUAACUGUUUUAAUUUAUCUGAUGGAGUGCUAAUUUUUUAUUCAAAUUCUUUAGAAUUUCUCCCACACUCUUAAUCAGCUGCAGCCCGUGUGGUAUAUGAACUCCUGAUUUGAAAUCAGUCAUAUAGCUCCUCCAGCUUCUGUAACAACACUGGCAGGAAGAUAGAUAGCUAGAUGGAGGGCAAAGUGAGCAGUAGUGGCAGUGCUCUAAAUUUAGUCACCCCUCCGCUUGUGAACUAAAUACCAAUGACAACAGUCAAACUGACACCCACCCACUCAUUCGGUCACUCAGUCAGUCGGGUCGGAUACAACCCCCUCUGCCCACCCUCCCCACGACAAGCCCCAGUGCCGGGGAACACAAGCACCCACACGGGUCACACUACUAAGUCUGAACCUCUCGCCUCUCACCUUCCUGACUUCCUACCCUGAGGAGACAGGCACAACUUGAGACUCCGCCCUGAGGGUCCUUCAGGACAGGUAAGCGUUCACUCGGGCCUCUCCACGGGUGUGCUGUCUAGUUCUAACGUUACACUUCCACUUUGAAUCACGAUUCUCACCACCACCUGCAGUUGCUCCCUCAUCAUUUUCCAGGGGCAGCCAUGUCACAGUUCUCCACCAUGACGACCAGAGAGAGGAAAAUGCAGGCAGCAGCAAUCUGCAGGGAGGUUCAAGCCCAGGAAGAUACAGAGAUGGAUCUUGGGAAGAAAGUAAACGCGCCUAAGGACAUCAUGCUGGAGGAGCUGUCUCUUACCUCAAACCGGGGCUCUCGUCUCUUCAAAAUGCGCCAGAGACGCUCAGAAAAAUACACUUUUGAGAGCAUCCAGAAUGAAAACAACCAGCAGCUCAAUAACAUAACGGUUUCUCAGACUGAGAAUGGGAGUGCCACGGACAGCCGCAGCGGCGAGAACAACAUGGAUGUCGACCAAUCGCCUACAGUGCCAUCUGACACACCAGAUAGAAGCAUGGUGCCAAAUCCAGACAGCAUCGCCCCGGGGUACGGAGGACCUUUGAAAGACAUCCCUCCAGAGAAGUUCAACCGUACAGCUGUACCAAAGUCCUACCACUCACCCUGGGAGCAGGCCAUCAUCAGUGACCCGGCCUUGGCUGACACGCUCAACACCCACAUGCCUGAGCCAGAGCCCCGACCUGACCUACCAGGGUACAAAAGUUUCAACAGGGUGGCAACCCCGUUUGGUGGCUUCGGUAAGGCACCCAGACCUGCUCCCAUCAAGUCCCUACAGGUGGAACCCCUCCCUGACUACCCAGAGCUCCAAGGGGACGCGGCAGUCAACAGACCCUCCUUCAACAGAUCUGCUCUGGGGUGGGUGUCGGUGGGCGAUCCAGUCCCCUUCCCUGCUGUUUCCGUUGAACCUCUGCUCAUCCCUGAGUCAGAGGACCUUUGAUCCCAUAAUGAGGUCACACAGAGAUGCUGUCUACUUAGUUGCUGCACCAGACAUUAUGGUGGGCGGGGUAACAGUUAGGUCAGAACAGAGUCAGGGUGAAAGAAAGUGUUAAGUUACCAUGUAUGCAGCAUGCCUUGUUUUUUCAGGGAUGUUUACUAUUGCACUGCUCUCACAAAUGAAUUAAUCAUCCUGUACGUUAGGCAGAGACACUACUGGAAGAAAUGGAAUUUAUUGUAUAUUAAUGUGCAUAAGAGUAUUUUAUCUUGCAGACACAAGUUUUUGCUCAAUAAAAUGGUGUAGAAUGCAACAAGUCCAACAUAAUGUUUUUUUCUAUUUCUAGUUUAAAUUUUGUCAUGCUUGAGUUUUGAUUUCUACCACUAAAAGGGUCUGAGAUGCUUCUGUUUUUGGACAUAGAUACAAAUCUGUAAAAUAUUCUACAACAUGCCCCCAGGUAAUAAUUUCAUAGUGAGUGGGUAUGCGCCACACUGAAGGAUCACUUGAGAAAAAUGAUGCUGCACCUGUGUGUUACACUCGUAUGCAAACCCAUCACUUAUCACAUCGUGUGAGAGAGAAAAGAUACAUGUGAACCACUGUAACAAGCCUCAAGGUUACACUGCCUGACAAAUCAAAUCUGCUUCACUGACAUGAGCAUCAUGAUGGAUGUGUCUCUCACCUUUUGGCUAUGCCAAGUUGAAGGAAUGGGAUUAAUGGGAGGGCUGCUUGAUGAGCUGUGUCCACUUCAUAUCUCUAUCUAUCUCUACAGCAAUUGGGAAUUUAUCACAGACAUAACAGGCUUAAGCAAACAGACUCGACUGAUUAAAAGUUACCAGCAUGUUUGAGAAGAGCUGCAUAGACAAUUUACAGUGGGUUAACUGUUUCUUUAUUCAGCUAAACAAAGUGCAAAGCUCAUUAUUUUGCUUUGUCUGAAAUUUCAAGUUUUUGAGUACUCCUGUCACACAUACACUACAGACGAAUAGGGUAAACUUUUUAACUUAUAGAUAUCACCAUUAAACUUCCCAUGUUGAUUACA